CCCCGCCCCAUCGAGCAGCAUGACGCACAGACCUUCGUCCGCCGCCCCGCCGAGGGCGCUCCCAGCCAGACCAUCCCGUUCUCCAAGGUCAACCCGGUCCCCACUCGUGCAUCCGCACAGGAGGAGCAGGAGAACCUGAGGUUUGACCAGGAGAACCUGCGCAUCCAGCAGGCGCAGCAGGCGCAGGUCGACAGCCUGAGGCUUCAGCAGGCGCAGAGCGCCGAGCAGUUUGACCAGCAGAACAGAAGCAUCCUCAAGAGCCAGAGGAGUCGGCAGGAGAACCUGCGCUUCCAGGACAACCUCCAGCAGCAACAGCAGCAGCAGCAGCACCAGCUGCAGCUGCAGCAGCAGCAACAACAGCAGCAGCAGCAGCUGUUCGAGCAACAGAACACCCGCGCCCUGCAGAGUCAGCAAGUCCGGCAGGAGAACCUGCGCACCCAGGACAACUUCCAGCAGCAGCAGCCGCAGCAGCAGCAGGUCGCCCCGCAGUUCCAGGCGCAGCCCGAGGACCCCGCCAGCGGCCUGUUCGACGUCGUCCCCGUCAACACCCCGGCCCCCGCCGCCCGCGCCGCCGCCCACAAGGUGCACCGCGGACGCGCCCGUCACCAGGAGGAGCCCGAGCAGCAGGUCGGCCGCGCCCGUCAGCACUCCCGCCGCCUUCCGAUCGCCGCUGCCGUCGCCCCCACCGUCGCCCCGGCGGCCACCCCCGCCGCCUUCGGGGCCACCCCCAUCCGCGUGGCUGACGACGACGCGCGGACCGGGUCGCUCUCCGAGGAGCAGGAGGCUCGCGAGCAGGCCGAGAACGCCCACUACACCUUCGCGUCCGCCAUCGACGACAAGCUGACCGACAACGCGCAGGUGCGCCAGGAGACGCGCGACGGCCUGAACCUGGCCGGGCUCUACUCGUACUCGGACGGCUUCUUCCGCCGCACCGUGCACUACGAGGCCGACGAGAACGGCUACCGAGUGACCAAGGAGGAGGUGGAGCCCCUGGGCGACGGGCCUCAGCCCGACCCCGCCGGCACGGCUGACGUGCGCGCCCAGAUCUCCGGCACGGACUUCGGCUACCGCAUCACCGCCGACGACAUCCGGGAGAAGACCAAGGAGCCCGUCAAGGAGGCGGUGGCCGCCGUCGAGCCUCAGCAGCAUAGGUUCGCCCCUCGUGGCGAGAGGGUCUGAAAGGCGCUAUAGGGAACAUACAUUCGAAAAAAAUUGACAAACAAAGGAACAAAAAGUUGUAGCAGAGAAUGUCUGCACUUUCUUUUUGUGACAGUGCUGUGAUCUUGAGGCAUUUUCUUGCGAUGAAACCCUCUGGGGCGCAACUUCACCUUCACUCCCCCAGUGAGAAACAGUUCUCAGAGCAAUGUGCGAUACUGCCUAGAAUGACUCGUUCGGUCAAAUCAUUGUACGUAUGUGAGGAGCAGGGCUCUCUGACAAGGAAUGUAAGAAAAUGGAAGUCGUUAUCGAUGUAGUUGUUAUUUAUUUUUAUUGCUUCGAAUAAUAUUAUAAAUAAAAACGUUAAGUGAUUAAAGUUGCAACAAUUUUUAAUAGUUGAUCAAUUUGUUAUUAAUAUAAAAAAUACACAAAUUUGUAAAGCACAUAUCACAUGUAAGUAUUAACUACACUAAUUAAUGUUAAUUGAGAAUGAGGAAAUAUUUAGACACUUAAACAGAA
This is a messenger RNA of Frankliniella occidentalis (western flower thrips), 1674 nucleotides long. RefSeq names its product glutactin (gene Cpr51A). NCBI's taxonomy places the organism in Eukaryota, Metazoa, Arthropoda, Insecta, Thysanoptera, Thripidae. The transcript has 4 exons. The record is from RefSeq and is a predicted model, not a curated record. The annotation marks the transcript as partial.